Molecule: messenger RNA, 720 nt
Organism: Clonostachys solani
Lineage: Eukaryota; Fungi; Ascomycota; Sordariomycetes; Hypocreales; Bionectriaceae
Source: the annotation of a GenBank genome assembly
AUGAAGUUUCUCAGCUUUGCUUUCAGCGCCCUGGUUGCGACAGCUUUCGCCCAGGAGCCGAACAAGUACACCUACGAGAGGCUGAACAGAAGCGAAGCGCUUGUGCUUGUUAUUGAUAUCCAAGAUGGUCUGUUCCAGUUGACCAGAGACACCGAUCCUCAUCUUUACAAGAACUCGGCACUUGCACACGCAGAGCUUGGCAAAACGUUCGACAUCCCUGUCAUCCUGACAACUUCAACUGAGACCGGUCCCACCGGCCCUCUCUUCCAGGAGAUCGCCGAUCAGUACCCCGAGGCUCCUUUUAUCAAGCGAGAGGGAGAGAUCAAUGCCUGGGACAAUCCUGCUUUCCGAGAGGCAGUCACUGCCGCCAACAAGACUCAGAUCAUCAUUGCUGGUAUCGCCACCGACGUCUGCACCACAUUCUUGGCCCUCUCUCUCCGCGAGGCUGGCUACUCUGUUUGGGCAAACGGUGAGGCGUCGGGAACCUACUCUACAUUCGUCCGCGACAUCUCCAACACUCGCAUGGAAAGGGCAGGCAUCCAAGUCGUCAGCUUCUUUGCUAUUGUCGGUGAAUUGAUGCGUGACCACCGCGGCGACCAGGACGGCAACUACGGCGCCGAGAAGGUCAACCCCCUGUUCACCAAGUACUUCCCCCUCCUUGGUAUACUUACACGUGGACACAACGCUGCCGUUAGAAACGGAACAAUUUCCCCUGUCUAA